Molecule: messenger RNA, 777 nt
Organism: Macrosteles quadrilineatus (aster leafhopper)
Lineage: Eukaryota; Metazoa; Arthropoda; Insecta; Hemiptera; Cicadellidae
Exons: 2
Coding region: 1-777 (258 amino acids)
Molecular function (GO): catalytic activity
Source: RefSeq, a predicted model, not a curated record
AUGAGACAGACUUUAGUUAAUGAACUGGUGCUUGUGAACCAAGUUUUGGCCCCCAAACUGAACGACAAGAGCGGGAACCGAAGGAAACGGGCAAGGAGCUCACCAGCGGAUAGCCUCGAUCUUCCUGAAUUGGCCAACCAGCCUCUGUCAGAUGCCGAGCAGAAGGUCGAGGACAGGGCCACCCUGAUGACACCCCCUACUGAGCACACUCCAGCUCUAAAGAGCUCCUCAGCAAACCAGGGAGCUUGCCUCGGGUUUGGUCACUCUUCCCGAAACUGUAAGGGACCCGACCGAGCCAAGAAUUGUUUCAGGACAGCUGACUCCCUUUUAGAUCAGCUGGCCCAAGAGAUCGGCGUGGACACCCUUCUGAUCAGCGAUCAGUACCGUGACAGGGACCCACAUUUCUGGUUCCCAGAUUCUCUCGGUACUGCCGCUUGUUGGGUUCGAAACAGCACCGAAGCACCAGUGCAAGAUCACGGACGCGGCCGUAGCUUCGUUUGGGUCAGGUGUAGGGACGUCACGUUGUUUAGUGUCUACCUUACCCCAGACGAGCCGAAUUGGGAAUUCCGUCUGAAAAUUGACCGCUUAGAGGACAGUGUGCGCGGUACCGUUGGGCAUGUCGUUGUUGCUGGUGAUUUUAAUGCGAGGGCUGUGGAGUGGGGUAUGAUCUCUACAAACUCCCGGGGGAAAUACAUGCUGGACUUUGCCGCCAGGGCCGGACUUGUCGUCUUAAACGAGGGAGACACGCCUACCUUGCGGCACCCCGGCAUGAGAUGA